UUUUUUUUUUCAUCACAAGCCAAAUAGACAGGCAGACGCUCACCUUUCUCUCUCUCUCUAUCUCACUCUCUCUCCCUGUUUCUUUCCCUGUUUCUUCACUUCUCUAACUUUGUUGCUUGUUUAGUUCUUUUGGGUUUCUUUUUUUAGCUUGGUUGAAGCCAAAAGCUUCAAUCUUUCUAGGUUUUUGUUAGAAUAUUAAGCUUUGACUUCAUUGCUUUGAAGGGUCAGGUUGCGUUUUUUGUUUGUGUCAGAGAAUAAGUGAAAGUGGAGAGAUAUAUUUUUUGGUGUUAUUAUGUUAGUUUAUGAGUUUGAGGAAGAUAUCAUCAAGAAGGGUACUGUAAGAGUUUCUUUAAGAAGGGUAUUUUGAGUGGUUUUUUCAGCUAUGGCUAUUCAGGAUCAGUGUGGAGGGACUCGAUCAAAUCUGGUUCUCCCAGCAGGCAAUGGAAUUUUACCGAGUGCUACACUACAGAAGGCAACUGACCACCAACUAAAGGAGCAGUUCUCUUGUGGGAGUGAUUACUCUCCCAAGGCGAGGAAACCUUACACAAUUACGAAACAAAGAGAGAGAUGGACAGAGGAAGAGCAUAAGAAGUUCCUUGAUGCUCUAAAGCUUUACGGCCGUGCUUGGAGACGGAUUGAAGAGCAUUUAGGCACAAAGACUGCAGUUCAGAUUCGAAGCCAUGCUCAGAAAUUCUUCUCUAAGGUUGCGCGUGAAUCUGGUGGCAGCAACACUAGCUCAGAGGAACCAAUUGAAAUUCCUCCUCCCAGACCAAAAAGAAAACCUAUGCAUCCUUACCCUCGCAAAUUGGCACAUCCGCUGGAAAGAGAUCUUCUAAUUCUUGAGAAUCCGCUAAGGUCUUCAUCUCCAAAUUUUUCCAUUUCAGAACAAGAAAACCAAUCUCCUACAUCGGUAUUGUCUGCGGUUGGUUCAGAUGCCCUUGGUUCCACUGACUCAGACAUGCCAAGCCAUAGCUUAUCACCAGUUUCAUCUGCUGGUGGUGUGCGUCAUGUUGAUUCGUCACCUGAAGACAAUGGAUCUCCAUCACCACCAACUGCUAGCUCAGCUCCUGACGAGCAAUUUCCCAAGGUCCAGAAACUUGACUCAUUUCCCAAAGAAAAUGUCUCUUCUGAAGAACCCAUUACUCUCAAGCUCUUUGGAAGGACACUAUUAGUCACAGAAUGCCAUAAACCAUCUUAUCCAAACAUGGGGACUUCUAAAUUGUCGCUGCCAGAUGCCACUGAAGAGAAACUUGUGCAACCAUUAACACUGAACAUCACAGCUGCAAAAUUGCAGUCCAGGAAUGAGGAAUCCACUUGGAGCCCGCUGCCUCAUGGAUCUCAUGGAGCAUUAUAUCAAAUACAAUUUAAAAAGGAAAACUCAAGUCCCACAGAAAACGACUCUGCUGCUCUAAUGCCUUGGUGGGGUUCUUAUGAAGGCAUGCCAUUUCCUUUCAUACCAUUUCACAAGCAUGAGCCUGCGGUGGAAAAUUUAGAUUCAAAUGGAGAUGAAGUCCAAGAUAAAGAGAUUCACAAGGAAGUAUCUUGGACUGGUUCCAACUCCGGAUCAGUGAAUGAAGGGGAAAAUGUUGAUAAAAUUAUGGAUGCUGAGACUGAAAGUCACCAAUUUUCUUACGAGGAAAAAGAGCCAUCUCCAUUUUUGGAGCUUAAGCCAAAGAAGAAAUCAGCCUCAUCUGGAUCAAAAGCAUUCAAUGAAAAGUGCACGAAAGGGUUUGUGCCUUAUAAGAAACGGACUGCAGAAAGAGACAGUCAAUCCUCAACAAUAACCGGCGAAGAGAGGGAAGAGCAAAGAAUCCGCCUUUGCCUGUAGUUAGCCUCAUCGAACAGCCUUAGUUUCCCUUAACUAGAACAUAUAACUUUUUUGAGCAAGUUGAGGAUCAUGGACUCUGAGAACAUCAGUUGCUGGAUGAACUCGAAUCAGAGGGGGAAUGGUGCUUAAGCAGUUGCCAUCUGCAGCUCUCUAGAUUCUCAUCUUGUUACUUGGUUUUUCCACCUUCAACUGUUUAUAUCUUUAUUUCCUCCUUUUCUUGUACGCAUCAUGUUCUGUCUGUCUUAUUUAUUUUCCUUUUUGAUCCUCUGGAUUACCUUUCUGGUCUCAUAUAUUCUUUUUCUUCUUUGAACUGUGAAUCCCUUAGCCACCUAGCUUUGUUUUGGCCUCUGUACAAAAUCAUAAAGCAGUACUUACUGUAUUUACCUUCAAGCAUUAAGGCAGGUGGUCUCUAUGAAUCUGUCUUUCCAUA
Messenger RNA from Populus trichocarpa (black cottonwood), 2258 nucleotides. Its product is annotated as protein REVEILLE 1. Lineage: Eukaryota; Viridiplantae; Streptophyta; Magnoliopsida; Malpighiales; Salicaceae. The record is from RefSeq and is a predicted model, not a curated record. Bases 383 to 1828 code for a protein of 481 amino acids. The transcript is spliced from 6 exons. Gene Ontology annotation, molecular function: DNA binding.